AUGAUGACAGAGCCUGCCAAACUUUACCAGGCCAGUGUUAUUGCACCAGUUAACAUUGCUGUGGUAAAAUAUUGGGGUAAGCGAGAUAGUGUGCUCAAUCUUCCAUGUAAUUCUUCGAUCUCUGUCACUCUGUCACAAGAUGACUUGCGAACCCACACGACGGCAUCCUGUUCACCAGCCUAUGAUACCAAGGAUAAUCUCGUCUUGAAUUCUGCGCAGGAAGACAUUACCGGCGCGCGCACACAAGCAUGUCUCCGCGAACUGCGCAGGCUUCGCGCUAUCCUCGAAGAUACAAACCCUUCACUACCCAAGCUUUCUACACUUCCAUUGCGAAUCGUUUCAGAGAACAAUUUUCCUACUGCUGCAGGCCUUGCUAGUUCAGCGUCCGGCUUUGCGGCCCUAGUUUCUGCUAUCGCAUAUCUCUACGAGCUACCAUCUUCUUUGACGGACCUAUCUCGUAUUGCGAGGCAAGGAAGUGGAAGCGCCUGCCGCUCGCUUUUUGGCGGAUAUGUUGCGUGGUACAAAGGGAUGGAUGUAGACGGAUCUGAUUCAAUCGCGGUAAAUAUUAAGCCCGCGUCGCACUGGCCUACUAUGCGAGCCCUAAUUCUUGUGGUCUCCGCUGCUAAAAAAAACGUUAGCUCAACAACAGGCAUGCAAACUACGGUCGCGACAUCACAACUGUUCAAAUAUCGAGCCGAUGAAGUUGUACCCCAUGUCAUGACAGAAAUGACUCUUGCCAUUCGGGACAAGGAUUUUCAUAAUUUUGCAAGACUCACCAUGUCAGAAAGCAAUAACUUUCACGCCACAUGUCUAGACACAUCCCCACCAAUCUUCUAUCUUAAUGACACCUCACGGGCUGCUAUUCGCGUCGUAGAAGAUAUUAACCAGAAAGCAGGGCGCCUAGUUGCUGCGUACACCUUCGAUGCAGGUCCUAAUGCUGUGAUAUAUUAUCAAGAAAGUGAUGAAAACCUGGUGGCCGGUACAUUAAAGAGCUUUCUUGCUAAUGUGGAAGGUUGGGAAGGCAAAGGUGAAAAAAUUCAAGAAAAGAGUUGCGACGGAUUGAGUAAGGACGCUAUAGAGAUACUGCGGGUUGGUGUGAGUAGAGUAAUUCUCACAGGUGUCGGCGAGGGCCCACGUAGAACGAUGCAGAGCUUAAUUUCAGUUGAUGCGCUAGCCACGAAUAAUAUGUGA
This is a messenger RNA of Blumeria graminis f. sp. triticale, 1191 nucleotides long. Lineage: Eukaryota; Fungi; Ascomycota; Leotiomycetes; Helotiales; Erysiphaceae. The record is from the annotation of a GenBank genome assembly.